Sorex araneus (European shrew) is the source of this 2369-nucleotide messenger RNA. RefSeq names its product phospholipase A and acyltransferase 4-like. The transcript is spliced from 6 exons. Bases 537 to 1109 code for a protein of 190 amino acids. The record is from RefSeq and is a predicted model, not a curated record. Gene Ontology annotation, molecular function: glycerophospholipid phospholipase A1 activity; A2-type glycerophospholipase activity. Gene Ontology annotation, biological process: N-acylphosphatidylethanolamine metabolic process. Gene Ontology annotation, cellular component: cytoplasm. Lineage: Eukaryota; Metazoa; Chordata; Mammalia; Eulipotyphla; Soricidae.
CCUCUGUGGAGCCUGACCAGCGCUGAUACCGUGCUGAUACUGAGCGGGGUGUGGGGGAAGCUGGACGUUGGGGGAGGAGGAGAAGCAAGCAAAGGCCCACACCUCCUCCCUGAAUCACCAACGAACACAUUUCAAGCAUGGAAGCCCCUGAGCCCAGCACCUUGGAGGGCUGAGUGUACGGACACCCUCUCCCCGUGAAGAAGACCCCCCACAGUUCCUGAUAACGCAGCGAGCAGUCGUCACUGGACAAUUCAUCGUCGUCCCUCUGGGGCGGACCCUUCAGUGCCCUAAAAGCCUCCUGUUCCUGAGCAGGGGCAGUGCCCAGGGGCGGAGGGCAGAAGGACAAGAUUCCUGACGGAGCAGAGGAGACCGCUGCCCCUGCUCUGCUGCUGGGACGGUCACACACUCAGCGUCCAAGUUUGCGGGAACAGUGAACAGUUCCAGCUGGAGCAACCGAGAAAGAAAGGAAGUGAAACUCAGCUCCGCUCUAACCGGUCCAGGGGCAGCGGACGCCACCAGCCCGGGUAUUAGCAGCGAUGGCGCCGUUUCGUGACCCUGAGCCUGGAGACCUGAUUGAGAUUUUCCGCGUCGGCUACCAGCACUGGGCCAUCUACGUGGGAGAUGGUUACGUGGUCCAUGUGGCCCCCAUACGGGACACCCCUGGGUCCAGUGGCAGCAGCAUCUCUUCCGUUGGCGACGGAAGGGCAGUGGUGAAACUGGAGCGCCUGGAGGACGUGGUGGGGGACUGCCUCUAUAAGGUCAACAACCACUUGGACGGCAAGUACGAGCCACUGCCGGUGAAAGAGAUCAUCCGGGCCACCAAGGGCAUGGUGGGCCAGGAGCUAAAGUACAGCGUGCAGAGGAAGAACUGCGAGCACUUCGUCACCAAGCUGAGAUAUGGAAAGUCCGAAAGUGAGCAGGGUCCCCCAGAAACAUCGCAGGAUGUCCAAUCUCAACCCUGGGACACUGGCCUGAAGAAGCGGGACCACCACCCUCCUCACCCAGGUCAAAGGGAAGACGGUAUGCGGAGUCAUUCUGAUGGCAGUUAUUGGAGCCCUAAUCCUUCUCUGAUCCAUAACUCUGAUGACACGAGCAAUGUCCAGUCCUGAGUGAGACAAGGCUGUUGCCCCACAGAGACACACCUCUGGCCUUCUGGCCUCUGCUUCUCUUACCGCUGGCAGCCGGCUAGUCCUGUGCCACUAAGAAGUAUCAUGGAUCUAUCAGAUUCUUUGAGAGAACUUGCACCAUGCUUUCCUAACCCUCAACAAAAAGGAAAUAAAGCCCUACAUAGUGAUAGCAUUUUAUAAGCAAAGAGGUGUGGUUUGGAAUGAUAGCACAGUGGGUAGGGAGUUUGUCUUGGACACAGAUGAUCUGGGUUCAAUCCCCACACCCCUUGUGGUUCUUUUGGCACCGCUAGGAGUGAUCCCUGAGCCCAGAGCCACAAGUAAACCCUGAGUACUGUCAAGUGUGGCCUCAAAACAGAACAAAAGGACCAGCUUCCAUUUCUCCCUCUGUGUCAUUCAAUUUCCUCAUCCCAAUUUGAUGAAGCGUUCGGAACGGUGCACAGACGGCAAAUAGAAAAGACAAGAAGAGUCAAAGAGGCAUGUUUAAUUUGAAAAGCUAUAGUCAUGAAUAAGAAAAAUGGAAAUAGGGUCUUGUUGAAGUUCUCCCUGGCGCAGUUCCUUGACCAUUGGGCGUCAGGGCUUUUGAGAAAACUCCGGGUUCUAGCCUGGAUAGGGGCGAGCUGGUACCACAGGACCGGCAUUGCCCGGAGAUUAGUAUAGCCUGAUGACCUUGCAACCACUGGCCCCUGGGGCUUGAAAUGUUGGAAGCUGAUACCUGUGGUAUCUGUAAGACUUACAAGUUCUGCCUCUGCUUUAGACUGAGGAGACUCUGUACCACUCCGUCCCAUGUAGCCCAUGUGGUCAUAUGUGACCUUCCUCUUCCCCCUAAUCUCAUCUCCUCUCAUCUCUGGAGUUCUACAUGUAUUGCAUUAUUUUUGCCCCCAAAUAACCAUCAUUCUCCCCAAAUAAACUGUGUCUGUGACCUGCGUGGAUUGUCUCCCAGCCAAGUUUUCGAGUACGAGUCUCUGAGACCAUGAUAAUUGUCUUCCCAUUCCCAGAUUUCCCCCCAUAGCUGCUGGACAUGUUUCUGCCAACAUUAGCUAGCCUGGCUGGCUUUGGGCCUUAAGGGGCUACAUGGAUGUCCAUUUAGGAGCCCCGGAGGCAGAGUCCUUGAGUAACUCUGUGAAGGCCCGCAUGUUGUGGGACCCAGAGAACAGUGGGAUCUUGAGGAUGGAUUCAGGAAAAAGAGUUUGUCAUUGACAUUGUCCCAGCUUUGUUCUCCCCCGUCCCUCCCCCAACCCAUAA